This is a messenger RNA of Drosophila bipectinata, 1222 nucleotides long. It is a transcript of the gene Taldo, whose product is annotated as transaldolase. Gene Ontology annotation, cellular component: intracellular anatomical structure; cytoplasm. NCBI's taxonomy places the organism in Eukaryota, Metazoa, Arthropoda, Insecta, Diptera, Drosophilidae. Gene Ontology annotation, biological process: pentose-phosphate shunt; carbohydrate metabolic process; pentose-phosphate shunt, non-oxidative branch. Gene Ontology annotation, molecular function: transaldolase activity. The record is from RefSeq and is a predicted model, not a curated record.
GAAUUAAAGUCGUAUCAGUUAUUGUCAAACGCGCGGUCUUGGGUUAAACAUCAAAACCACAAAGCCACUUAAAGUGUGGAUAUUCAAAAUAAAGGUUAAACCCUAUGGGAAGUGAUCGCUCUAUAAAAAAACAGAAAAUGUCGGUCUUACAGGAACUCAAGCAAGUCACCACAAUUGUUGCUGACACCGGCGACUUCGAAGCCAUCAACAUAUACAAGCCUACAGAUGCCACCACAAACCCUUCCCUUAUCUUGUCCGCCUCGUCCAUGGAGCGGUACCAGCCCUUGGUCCAAAAGGCAGUGGACUAUGCAAAGAAAACCAAGGGAUCGCUGAGCGACCAGGUUUCUGAGGCCAUGGACUACCUGUGUGUGCUGUUUGGAACGGAAAUUCUGAAGGUUGUGCCUGGCCGAGUUUCCACCGAAAUCGACGCUCGCCUUUCGUUCGACACCAAGAAGAGCGUGGCGAAGGCCCUCAAACUCAUUGACCUGUACAAAUCCCUGGGAAUCGGCAAGGAGCGUAUUCUUAUCAAGCUGGCAUCUACUUGGGAGGGCAUCAAGGCGGCUGAGAUUCUGGAGAACGAGCACGGAGUCCACUGCAACUUGACACUGCUGUUUUCCUUCGCACAAGCCGUGGCAUGCGCCGAAGCCGGAGUAACCCUGAUCUCGCCUUUCGUAGGCAGAAUCCUCGACUGGUAUGUGGCCAACACCGAGAACAAGAAAUUCGAGCCCCUGAAGGAUCCUGGUGUAAUCUCCGUGACGAAUAUCUACAACUACUACAAGAAGUUCGGCUACAAGACUCUGGUGAUGGGUGCAUCGUUCAGGAAUGUGGGUGAAAUCAAAGCCCUGGCCGGAUGCGACUUGCUGACCAUCAGUCCCGCGCUACUCAAGGAGCUGGAGAACGAGACUGAGUCUGUGGUAACAUACUUGUCUGUCAGCAACGCCAAACUGCAGGACAUUGAGAAGAUUACCGUGGACGAGAGCAAGUUCCGUUGGCUGCUCAACGAAGAUGCCAUGGCCACAGACAAGCUUUCCGAGGGUAUCCGAAAGUUUGCCGUUGAUACUGUUAAGCUGGAAAACCUGAUUAAGACCUAUCUUAAGUAAAAUGUCCUUUAACAAUUGAAUAGAUGCUUCCCGGUGUCCCAAUAGGUGGAGGAUACAAAUAACGAUUGUUUUUUAAAACAAACUUUUUGUACUUGAAUAAAACUUACAAUUUAUUAAUGUAA